GUUUUAGUAUCGCCGAACGCAAAUGGGUUGGUGACCAUUUGAUGGAGGCGGCGAGACCACGGAUGCUUCUUGUUCUGCUCUACAUCACAACCGUCAAUCAUGUAACGGCUACACCCUGUUCAUAUCGGAAUCCACGUGCGGAGGACGUUCUGUUGGAAGUUCCCAUCGGAAGCACCCGUGCUCGAAGGGCUAUCACCCCUAAGCAGAGGACUUUUGAAGCGUUGCGUAUCUACCUGCACUACGAUGAAUCUGUUCUAGAACUGCCUGCUGAAAAGCAAUUGUUUGUAAAUAGUUCACUUCUACCCGAAGCUGCCGGUUAUUGGGAAAACGUGCUACGGGUCGCACGGAAUGAUGCGCCGAUCCGGUUGCGGAGAAAGUGUAUCUCAUCAUAUUAUUACUUUCGUAAUGAGAAGAAGACCGUAGCAUGCGAUAGAGGAUGUCGAGAAUGGACCACAUGUGGUGACGCGGUCAUUCCUCCCGAGCAUUUACUGGAAUGUUCAUACUGCCUAAACUCGGAUGAUUGCUACACGACUGGUGAAAAGGGACAAGGGGUCAAAGAUGCAGACUUCGUCUUGUAUGUGACAGCCAUCUCUACAAAACGAUGCGAUAGCGCAGAUACUCUUGCCUAUGCAGCGCAUUGUCAACAAGAGGCAGAAUUGGAUAGACCUGUUGCCGGUCACGUGAAUCUCUGUCCUGCAGCGCUAUCCACACAUCGUCAUGAUCGGGAAAUUCUGCUGUCAACCGUAAAACAUGAGAUUCUGCAUGCUCUAGGAUUUAGUGUAGGAUUAUAUGCGUUUUUCCGCGAUGAAAAUGGAAAACCUAGGACAAGAAGAAAUCGCUACGGGAAGCCAAUCUCAUUGAAUAAGGAACUGGGCUAUUAUGAAUGGGACCGUUCCACAAUUACAACGAUACUUCGGCAAGAUUGGUGGACAGGAGAAGGGAAGGUCAUUCAUCCCGUGCACAUGAUGGUCACGCCAAGAGUACGUGAAGAGGCUCGGCAGCACUUUGCUUGCGAUGAACUCGAAGGUGCAGAACUGGAGAACCAAGGUGGAGACGGAACUGCGUUGACACAUUGGGAAAAACGAGUGUUUGAGAAUGAAGCCAUGACCGGUACACAUACGCAGAAUCCGGUGUAUUCACGGUUAACAUUGGCAUUGUUAGAAGAUAGUGGCUGGUAUAAGCCUAAUUAUGAGAACGCUGAGGAGCUGCAUUGGGGACGAAAACUUGGAUGCGAAUUUGCUAUGAAGAGUUGCGGUGAAUGGAUCAAUAACAAGAUCGAAAGAGGAGAGAUGCCGACUCCAUUCUGUAAUGAAAUUAAACAUGAUGGAAAGAAGUCCUUAGCUGUUACCAGGUGCACUUCUCAACGUGACUCGCUGGCUCUUUGCAAUUUGGUACCAUACAGAAAGGAACUCCCAAAACAAUUCCGAAAUUUUGCGAAGAUUGAAGGAGUGUCACCUGAUGGCGCCAAACACUAUGGGGGGUCUGUCGAGUUGGCCGACUUCUGUCCUUAUAGUCAGGAAUUCGAAUGGAAAUUGCCCAACACUACAAUUAGACGUGACUCUCGUUGUGAGCUGGAAGGAAACAAUCGCGAAGGAGAAGAUAUUUUAGAGGUUUAUGGAUCGUCUUCGCGAUGUCUUGAUUUCAAGCAGCCAUGGCGAGAACGAAAAUGUGGUCGGGUCAGAUCCCUUUCGCAUUAUAUGGCUGGUUGCUAUGAGCAUCUCUGUCAAAAUGGCACACUUUUCAUAGCUGUUCAUGAUUCGCCUUUAUACCCAUGCUAUCGAGAAGGACAACAUGUGCAUAUUAAGAGGAUUACUGAUGGUUGGCUGCGUGAAGGUGUGAUUGUUUGUCCAGCUUGUGAAGAGUUUUGUCCGCAAUGCAAAAAAAUGGAGAUGGAAGAGGAGGAGGAAUAUAUAGGUGAUCCCGAUCUGGAUGAGCCAUGUGCUAGCUCUGCAAUGUUACUAUGGAUCUCGCUCACUGCAAUGCUCUUCAGAAACCUAGAUAACAUAUUUUGAAUACCAUCAUCAGAUCUGCCCAGAACAAAGCACUUCGAGAAACUCUCAGAUUGGGGUUUAGUGCUUGGGAACGCUUCUAAAUCUCGCAAUUUAUAAGAAUCGACGAUGUAUCUCAUAACAUCGCUCUUUCGACAAGUCCGGGUCGAUUACGAUUGCCUUGUCCUUUGAUUUGAUUGAAGUGAUCUUCUAAAUCUAACCCAAGGUGCUCAGAAAAUCUUUAUUCAGUUGAUCGUAUAAGUCACAGCUUCUCGAUUUUCACCUUUUUGAAAAAUCUGAGCUCCACUCAAGAUUGUAUGAACAUUUUCUGUGAUCUUAUCCCAGACUUGUAGGCACUUGACCUAUUGAAGAUAGAUUUUUCACUUUUUGUUUGCGGUGUUGAAUGUGCACGGGUCGUUUUGACACUUAAUAGGCGAACGCAGUAUAUGACUUUCAUCAAAUUCUAUAUCUUUUUGUUAGGUUUUGACGCUCUUUAUCUCCUUGCAUGGCAAAAUAGUCUUGUCCGCAUAUGUGGUGUGAACAUACCGGUUCUCUGUGCAUUGUAGAAUUCUACGUCUUUGUUGUAAUGCUCUAGGUUCCUUUGUAUAUGGCCGAGAUAAAUAUUGACAU
This is a messenger RNA of Cylicocyclus nassatus, 2618 nucleotides long. The record is from the annotation of a GenBank genome assembly. Lineage: Eukaryota; Metazoa; Nematoda; Chromadorea; Rhabditida; Strongylidae.